Trifolium pratense (red clover) is the source of this 1901-nucleotide messenger RNA. Its product is annotated as manganese-dependent ADP-ribose/CDP-alcohol diphosphatase-like. The transcript has 3 exons. Gene Ontology annotation, molecular function: CDP-glycerol diphosphatase activity; 2',3'-cyclic-nucleotide 2'-phosphodiesterase activity; ADP-ribose diphosphatase activity. NCBI's taxonomy places the organism in Eukaryota, Viridiplantae, Streptophyta, Magnoliopsida, Fabales, Fabaceae. The record is from RefSeq and is a predicted model, not a curated record. Bases 569 to 1543 code for a protein of 324 amino acids.
UUACAAGAUUGGCAAUAAGGAUGAAAUGCAUACUACCAAAAUCCCUAAAAAUGUGAUCUUAAUCCAACCAUAGAAAUGAGCUACCACAUGACUAUGAGUGCAUCUUUAUGGAAUUGGAAUCCAAGUCCGCACUCCGCACCCAACCAACUACCAUUCUUCUUUCAUGUUGUAUUUGGUAAUAUGUAUGGCUAUGGCAGGAGAAGAUUUGGGUUUAAAGAAUAGUUGAGACGGCGUCAGUUGUGUUAAUCAAUCAACCUUCUCUUCUCUGAUCUCUCCAUUUGAUUCUCUAUUUCACCAGAAACACAUAUUGCUGCCUGUUUGUUUGUUUGUUUGUUUGUUUCAAAUCACUCAAUACCGCAUAUCCAUGUCUUCAUCAUCUUAGUCUUUCGCCUUUGCCCUUCAUCCAUCUUCCCCAGAACACAUAGUAAGCUCCAAAACUACCCUAAAUAUAUAUGUCUUACUUGCAGCCAUAGGGGAAAAGUAUUUAAAAAAGGAGCAUCACCCUCGUGCCUCAAACUGGAAAAUGAUUCUCAAAAACUUAUUCUCUAGGUGAUCAUAGAGAGACGCCAUGGUGUCUGCCACUGGGGUUGCUACUGCACAGCCUCUUUUUUCUUUUGGAUUGAUUUCUGAUGUCCAAUACGCUGACAUUCCUGAUGGUCGCUCAUUCCUCGGUGUUCCGCGGUAUUAUAGGCAUAGUUUUCUUGUAUUGCAGAGAGCAGUUAAAGAAUGGAAUACUCAUCAGAAGCAUAAGUUUGUGAUUAAUUUAGGAGAUAUUGUUGAUGGAUUUUGUCCUAAAGAUCAAUCUAUUCAUGCUGUAAAGAAAGUUGUGGAUGAAUUUGGAAUGUUCAGGGGACCUGUGUAUCAUAUGAUUGGCAAUCACUGUCUUUACAAUCUUCCUCGAAGCACGUUGCUUCCAUUAUUGAAUAUCCAAACCCUUGAUGGUUGUGCUUACUAUGAUUUCUCACCUGUGCCUGAAUAUAGAUUUGUAGUUCUGGAUAGCUAUGACAUCAGUGCCAUUGGUUGGCCUCAAGAUCAUCCAAGAACAUUGGAGGCCAUGAAAUUGCUUAGGGAGAGGAAUCCAAAUGAAGAUAAGAACAGUCCAACAAAUAUGGUGGGGCUUGAAAGAAGGUUUCUUAUGUUUAACGGAGGUGUUGGAAAGGAACAGAUGAAAUGGUUGGAUGGUGUUCUCCACGAUGCAACCAAUUUGAAACAGAAGGUUGUUGUCGCAUGCCAUCUGCCUCUAGAUCCUUGUGCAGCAACUGAGGAGGCACUAUUGUGGAAUUGUGAUGAAGUGAUGGAUUUGAUACACAGAUACAAUUGUGUUAAGGUUGUUCUUGCUGGGCAUGAUCAUAAAGGUGGGUAUUCCAUUGAUUCUCAUGGGGUACACCAUAGAGUUCUUGAAGCUGCUCUUGAAUGUCCUCCUGGCACAGAUGCAUUUGGAAGCGUUUAUGUCUAUGAUGACCGGAUAUCACUUGUAGGAACUAAUAGAAUGGCAAGUACUGACAUGCAUUUUGAUCACCAAACUUCAAUUUGUAUGACAUGAUGUUUGGAAGAUGCAAAUUCUUCAAUUAACAAUUAAUAGAGUAUACCUAUGAUCUCGUUAGAGUAUUACAUAAGUUGGAAUAACGCAGUUGCGACUGGUACCUGUAACUUGCAAGUUCUUGAACCAACAUGGUUCUUCCUUUUGAGAGAGGCAGGAAUGCAACAUGCAGCAUUGUUGGGGUACUACCUCACCUAUGUGAUUUGUUAAUUGGUCUUAUAAAACUGUCGUGUAAUUUUGCUUAAUUGCUUGGUAUAUUUUCGGUUAAAACCUUGUUGUGAUUAUGUAACUGCUGUUAUGUAUUAUUAGAGUUAUUUGUAUAUUUUUAUCACUUUUCCAUACUGAAUUAGUGCUUAUACGA